CUCCAAUUGAUAACAUGGCAGAAGCUCCAAACGAUUGUAAACCACGACCUAGCAAUAACAACCAGAGAUUUGUUGAAAUAGCACACAAUAUACUUGACAGAAUAAAUAUGGGUAUAGAUGUGAAAUAUACAUUUGUUCUCGAGGAAAAUCUAUCAGAGUAUGCAGCCCAUCCAA
This is a messenger RNA of Entrophospora candida, 174 nucleotides long. The record is from the annotation of a GenBank genome assembly. NCBI's taxonomy places the organism in Eukaryota, Fungi, Glomeromycota, Glomeromycetes, Entrophosporales, Entrophosporaceae.